AUGUACAAAGGGAUUGACAACCUGAAAUCCCUUUACGACCGUGCCGGGAAGACUUUCUCCGGUGGUCCUUCUGCGGCACAGGAUGCGCCGUGUCGUACUGCUCGACCAGAACAAGUACGUCAACCAUCAGUUGGGAGCGGGGCUCCCAAGUAUCCCAGGACGGGGGAUAGCCGCGCUACCGGACGAGAUAACUCGUCCGACGUCCAUUCACGUCGCGGUGGUUCAACAGCUGCUCAACCAGAUAGCGCUGGCCACCGCGAGAGUCCUCUAAUGGAGGUGGAGGAGGAGGGAAGACGCUCUCCAAACAAUCGUGGGGAAGGGUGUGUUCCCGAGAGCUUCUUUGAUCGCGUAACGCAAGGGUUACGCGGUGAUCUCGAACAUGAGCGGGACAGGCGCCUCCAACUGGCGGAUGCUGUCUCGAGGCAUCGAGCUGAGUUUGCCUUUGCUCAGCUUGAGAACGAGAGAGCUCUGACGUCUCUGCGUGACGAGCUAAGGGUAGCUCGUGGGAUUGUUGAUCGGUCUCGGGAUGAGAUAACUGCUCUUCAGACCCUUGUCGAUGCCCACCAUCGGGAGCACAAGGGUAUCUGCGAGAUGCGUGAGCGCAAGGGCGUUCUUCAUCGGAAGAAGCAGCGUACUGAUGGCACGGCUUAG
Peronospora matthiolae is the source of this 651-nucleotide messenger RNA. The record is from the annotation of a GenBank genome assembly. NCBI's taxonomy places the organism in Eukaryota, Oomycota, Peronosporomycetes, Peronosporales, Peronosporaceae.